CUAAACGCUUUCACUCGUGUGAAGACGUCUAAAGCAGCAGGUGGGAGAAUGGCAGCAUAGGAGCCUCUACACAAACGUACAAAACAAACACAAACAUGGCCUUGGAACAGCCACAUGGGAUCUUUGGAAAGGUCACUACUGUAUUUGCAACAAAGCUUAAGUCUUUUUCCUUUGUGCCGCUUCUGAAAAGAUUGCCUGUUGAGAACCGAGUAAUACCAACCUGGACGAAGGAACCAAAGAUCUCACAAGAGCCAGGGGAUUCUGAAUUAAGCAAGACUGAUACAGGCAUCUACAAAACUGAAGUUUACAACCAAGACCAUGAUGAGGAGGAGGAGCUUGGAGAAACGUUUAAGAUGACGAUUCAAAGUGAGAUACAGUCAACUGACUAUUUACAACCUAACUCACCCACCAAGCUAGCUGGGCCUUAUGUUGAAUCUGAUAGCAUAACUCCCAAGCCUAGCCCUGUCCCCAUGGAAACCAUUGAUAACAAACACCAUGGUAUUUCUCAUCUAGGCUUUCACAACAUUUCAGUGGGUGCUGAGUUCAGGCCUGGUCUGGUUUUUAAUAGCCCAUCCCAAAGAGAGGAGGUCCUUAGCCCUGUCAGCUCUAUUGACUUCUUCACAUCCCCUACUUCCUCUAAGGAGUCCAUUCUCUCUGAGGGCUGGGACAAGGAGAGGAGUUGGUCAGCACUUCACAUGUUGUCACGCGAUGCUUCUCCUGCCCUUCUUAGUCGAACCCUCUCCCCAUGUUCUUCUAUAAGAUCUGGGGCCUUCACACCCUCAGUGGUGAGAAUUAAGCGGCAUGCCUUGGCUCCGGGUUCCAGCCUGCUGCAGAUGUCACCCACUUGCGGAACACCUUCUUGUGACAGUCGAACAACCUCACCUUGUCCAUUGUCGCCCCGUGCCAGACACAGGCCCCCACCGUCCCAGCUCUCCCUGCUGACGGCCAUCCUCCGGAAAGGUCGACUGCCUGUCCUGUCCUCUGCUUUUGAGAGACCCUACACUCCAUGCUGGCCUAUUACUUCAGUUAGCAUGUCAUCCUGUUUAGCGUGUUCAGCUGCUUCUGCUGUCGCACCCAUAAACGUGUCCAAAGCAAAGACUUGUUCCUCUGUAGAUAGACCCUGUAGAGAGUCUCGCCAGAAUCUGCCUGACCACAGUUCUCUGACAAUAACGUCAUUAGCCAGUGCACCUGACAAAGGGCCACCGAAAUUACCAGAAAGACUUAUCUCUUGCCAACAUGUUGCCGGGAGUAGUAGCAUCGCCUUACCCACAGAAUGCAGUCAUUUGACUUCAAGAAAACCAGGUCACAAGGACAAUUGUUUACCUACAGCUCCUGGCCCUCUCUCUUGUACCUCCUUUUCCCACAUAAGGUCCUUGUCUCCUAAAUCAAACACUUUAUACUGUUGCAGCUCUGACAAGCCUCCAUCAACUUCAUGGGAUCGCAUUGCUUCUGUGGAUCCUAAUAAGUCUUUUGCCUCGUUCAUUUUAAGCGAUGACCUAAAAUCACACACUUUGUCUGAAAAAGAUUUGUUAACACUAAACCAGGGACAGCAGUCAUCUGAUCUGUCUGCUGAGCUAUCUCUAAAAGACAAAGGAAGUUCAUCUGACCAUUUUGUUACAUAUUCAUCAAAACCCGCUCGUAGCUUAUGUGAAACUUCCUUCUUUCCAACUCCGAAAUCACGUGAAUCACAUGAUAACUCUUCACCCAUGGAUUUAAGCCACACAAUGAACAAACCAGAUACCCUCCACCAAAAUGGCCACAAAAGUGAUGUUGAAAGAGUAUGCCUGUCAUCCCCAGCAUUUAGGCAGUCUCCCUCUUCCAGACCUGUAGGUCUCACCUGUCUGUCCUAUACCCCUCCAACUUCUCCUGCUUAUCCCUCUGCCCAACUGUACUCCUCCACCCCUGAGCGCUGCACCCGUUCCCCAGGAGUCCCAAGCCGUCCGUUUUCCACUUCACCCUCAUACUCUCUCUGUUCAUCACCCUCUCCUUCCUUAUGGAGUAGCUCAUCAGACUGCACAGACGGUAAAAAUAGAAAGACAUACAAGAUCAAAUCCACUUAUAAGGCACUCGCCGCUAUUCCUACAAAUACGCUACUUCAGGAACAGCAGGCCAUAGAUGAUGAUGUCAACAAAAAUGAGGCUUCCUUCAGUGUAGCGAACAGCUAUGCGUGGGAGGACCCGCAUUCAGAGAUGUGUUCCCCAGCACAACUGCGUCAGCAGUCUGCAGAACUGUAUGCCACCAUUGACCAAGUUCUAGAAGACCCAAUUCAAGAACAUCAAUCACACCAUGUGAAAAAAGCCACUGAGUGGUCUACGGCAGCAGAGGCACCAUGGCCACAGACAUCAUCGCCAUCUCCAAAACCGUUGGGAAGGGAAACAAAAUAUGCAAAGCCUCACCUUCAAAACUCUGCAUUGACUGCUAAAACUCUGACAAAGCCUGGAGUUAUUAAACCUGUCACUGUAAUAUGCAGAUUAACAGACAAUAAGGAUGUUGAAGAAUUACACCCAAAACCCUUCAUAAGCUCUCAAGAGAGCUCUCCCUCUCAGUAUCAAUACAGGUUUGUCAGAAACACAGUCUUUGGUGCAGAAAGCAGAAGUUCAUCAGACCAGAAGUCAGAUGGCAGAGCGGGACCCUCUCCCGAAAGACAAGAAGACUCAAAGACAAUCCUUGCUCCUCUGAUCACGCAGAGAAAGAGCUCCCCGAACAAUGUUCAGACCUCCAUCAACACCCUUGAGAGACAUUUGAAGCUUUAUAAGAACACCUGAUCUGAAAGUAACUGUGACUACACCUCAAAUCAUUAACUCACAACUUACAGUACAUUUAAUCUAUACAUUUUCUGUUGUUUA
Messenger RNA from Misgurnus anguillicaudatus (oriental weatherfish), 2846 nucleotides. RefSeq names its product muscular LMNA-interacting protein (gene mlip). Lineage: Eukaryota; Metazoa; Chordata; Actinopteri; Cypriniformes; Cobitidae. The record is from RefSeq and is a predicted model, not a curated record.